Messenger RNA from Linum tenue, 1094 nucleotides. NCBI's taxonomy places the organism in Eukaryota, Viridiplantae, Streptophyta, Magnoliopsida, Malpighiales, Linaceae. The record is from the annotation of a GenBank genome assembly.
AAUAAAGAGAAAAAGGGCCGACGUGUCAGAACGAAGAUAACAAAAAAGGAUCAAUACCCGCCAAUGGUAGCCACAUCCAGAACCCCACUGCCCACUCAAAACCUCUCCACAGCCUCAAACUUCAAUCCAGAAAUCCGCUCCCAUCCCAUGUCUACCUUCGUCGCCAGCGGCGGCAAUGGUGCCGGAGCUAUCUCCGCAGCCACCUCCGUACAGCGCCAUAAGUCGUCUAACUACUUCCCCCACCGUGGUGGCGUCCGGCUUCCCCUGCCGCUCUCCCCCAGGAGAUCUCACCUCCUCCACAUAGUCUCCGCCAAGGGUCGGCGGGGCUCCAUCAAAACCACCGAGAAGUUGGGGGAGAAACGGAACACGACCUCUGAUCCGGUCGAGUUCGGCUCCUCCCCAGACGGCGUUGAGAGCAGCGCUGGUUUAAGCAAUAGUAGUGUUGUUGACGACGGUUUUGUGAUGCCGAAGCUCCCAGGGGACGAAAAGGACUUCUGGGAAGGCCCGCAGUGGGAUACUCUCGGCUUCGCCGUCGAGUAUUUGUGGGCUCUGGGUAUUGUUUUCUCGUUGAUAGCCUGUGGCGUUGCUGUGGCUACAUACAACGAAGGAGCGACUGAUUUCAAGGACACUCCGGCAUACAAAGAGUCCACCCAGACAGGGGAUGUUUUGGAAGAACCUGGUGAAUCUGUUUUCGAGUCCAAUCCAACUGAAGAAGCACCUAGUUUGGAUUAAGCCACCUCUGUAAAUCCGAUGUGAAGAAGAAUGAAAAGAGUGUCCUGGAUCCUCCAUUAAUUGGCGCUCGACGGAAAGAAAAUGACUAAUAGUCUAUAAGGUUACGAAAACGAAUUAUUGCUCGUCUAUAUACUGCGCUUAAAGGUUUUGCUGCUGCUGCAAGCACUUCACUCUGUGCCCUAGCUAGCUGUUUUAUGAGAUGCAGCUUCAUAAAGAUCUUGGGUGGGUUGUUUACACUAAAGCGUACGCAUUUGGCUAUCGGAUAGUUGUAAUUGCUAGACAAUCGUGGUGUUGCACAACUGGACGCUGAGAUACGCUGGAUUUAUAGUAGAAUCGAGUUACUUUCCUUUAGUUACUAGCAA